UCGGUGUAUGGGGGAGCUCAAACUGGCACUGUCAAAAUCUCUGGUGGUAGUGCCUCCAUGUUCGCCCAAAGUAGUGGCAGUGGUAGUGGUUCUGCGUUCUCCUUCGGCGGUGUUGGCGGGGGAGGUGCCGGAGGUGGUGCCGGAGGUGACCUUGACAUCACUGCCAACGAGAAGAUGGCCAUGCAGAACCUGAACGACCGCCUGGCUUCCUACCUGGAGAAGGUGCGCAAGCUGGAGGCUGCCAAUGCUGAGCUGGAGCUGAAGAUCAGGGAGUUCCUGGAGAAGAAGGCCUCUCCCUCCUCCAGAGACUACAGUGCCUACUAUGCCACCAUUGCAGAGCUGCAGGGAAAGAUCCUGGAAGCUACCAAGGUCAACGGUGGCAUCUACCUCAGCAUCGACAACGCCAAACUGGCUGCUGACGAUUUCAGACUCAAGUAUGAGAAUGAGCUUGCUAUGCGCCAGUCAGUGGAGGCUGACAUCUGUGGGCUGAAGAGGGUCCUUGAUGAGAUCACCAUGAGCGGGACAGACCUGGAGAUGGAGAUUGAAGGCCUGAAGGAGGAGCUGAUCUUCAUGAAGAAGAACCAUGAGGAGGACAUGCUCGGCUUGGGGAACUCAAUGAGCGGCCAGGUGAACGUAGAGGUGGACGCUGCUCAAGGACCCGACCUCGCUCAGAUCAUGGAGGAGAUCAGGGAGCAGUAUGCAGCUGCUGCCGCCAAGAGCAAGAAAGAACUUGAUGCCUGGUUCCAGGCAAAGACAGAUGCUCUGAACAAAGAGGUUGCUGUUAGCACAGAGGGCAUCCAAACAUCCAAAACUGAGUUGACUGAGCUCAAGCGAACGCUGCAAGCUCUGGAGAUUGAGCUGCAGUCACAACUCAGUAUGAAAGCAUCUCUGGAGGGCACCCUGGCUGAAACCCAGCAUCAGUACGCCAUACAGAUAGCAUGUUUUCAGAGCCAGGUUUCUUCUUUGGAGGGGCAGCUGAUGCAGCUGAGAGCUGACCUGGAGCGUCAGGGCCAAGAGUACCAGUGCCUGCUGGACAUCAAGACCAGACUGGAGAUGGAGAUCGCCGAGUACAGGAGGCUGCUGGAUGGAGAGGAGCGCUCACCCUCACCUGCUCCCCCAGUCUCCACUUCAAUUACCAAACAGAAAGUCAUCACCAUCGUCGAGGAGGUAGUGGAUGGGAAGGUGGUUAGUUCCACCCAGUCCGAGGUUGUGAAGGAGCUGUGA
Molecule: messenger RNA, 1224 nt
Organism: Cheilinus undulatus (humphead wrasse)
Lineage: Eukaryota; Metazoa; Chordata; Actinopteri; Labriformes; Labridae
Product: keratin, type I cytoskeletal 13-like
Exons: 9
Coding region: 58-1224 (388 amino acids)
Molecular function (GO): structural molecule activity
Source: RefSeq, a predicted model, not a curated record